Neomonachus schauinslandi (Hawaiian monk seal) is the source of this 2303-nucleotide messenger RNA. It is a transcript of the gene SDHA, whose product is annotated as succinate dehydrogenase complex flavoprotein subunit A. Lineage: Eukaryota; Metazoa; Chordata; Mammalia; Carnivora; Phocidae. The coding region runs from base 52 to 2049 and encodes 665 amino acids. Gene Ontology annotation, molecular function: electron transfer activity; flavin adenine dinucleotide binding; succinate dehydrogenase (quinone) activity. The record is from RefSeq and is a predicted model, not a curated record. Gene Ontology annotation, biological process: mitochondrial electron transport, succinate to ubiquinone; tricarboxylic acid cycle. The transcript has 15 exons.
CAGGCGCAGUCUGGCGCGGAGGCUGGUGGGACUGCGCCCUGGAGGACAGACAUGUCGGGGGUCCGGGCUGUGUCUCGGCUGUUGGGCGCCCGGCGCCUGGCACUGACCAGGGCGCAGUGGCCAGCAACAUGGCAGACAGGCACCCGAGGUUUUCACUUCGCUGUUGAUGGGAAUAAGAGGUCUUCUGCUAAAGUUUCAGAUUCAAUUUCUACGCAGUACCCAGUAGUGGACCAUGAGUUUGAUGCAGUGGUGGUAGGCGCUGGAGGGGCAGGCUUGCGAGCUGCAUUUGGCCUUUCCGAGGCUGGGUUUAACACGGCCUGCGUCACAAAGCUCUUUCCUACCAGAUCACACACCGUUGCGGCCCAGGGAGGGAUCAAUGCUGCUCUGGGGAACAUGGAGGAAGACAACUGGAGAUGGCACUUCUACGACACCGUGAAGGGCUCCGACUGGCUGGGGGACCAGGACGCCAUCCACUACAUGACGGAGCAGGCUCCUGCUUCCGUGGUAGAGCUGGAAAAUUACGGCAUGCCGUUUAGCAGAACUGAAGAUGGGAGGAUCUACCAGCGUGCUUUUGGUGGACAGAGCCUCAAGUUUGGGAAAGGCGGGCAGGCCCACCGGUGCUGCUGUGUGGCGGACCGCACUGGCCACUCGCUGCUGCACACGUUGUACGGAAGGUCUCUGCGAUAUGAUACCAGCUAUUUUGUAGAGUAUUUUGCCUUGGAUCUCUUGAUGGAAAAUGGGGAAUGUCGUGGUGUUAUUGCACUAUGCAUAGAAGAUGGGUCCAUCCAUCGCCUAAGAGCCAAGAACACUGUUGUAGCUACCGGAGGCUACGGGCGCACCUACUUCAGCUGCACAUCUGCCCACACCAGCACUGGUGACGGCACCGCCAUGGUCACCAGGGCAGGCCUCCCCUGCCAGGACUUGGAGUUCGUUCAGUUCCACCCCACAGGUAUAUAUGGUGCUGGUUGUCUCAUUACGGAAGGAUGCCGUGGAGAGGGAGGCAUUCUCAUUAACAGUCAAGGCGAAAGGUUCAUGGAGCGAUACGCCCCGGUUGCAAAGGACCUGGCGUCCAGAGACGUUGUGUCUCGGUCCAUGACUCUGGAAAUCCGUGAAGGAAGAGGCUGUGGCCCUGAGAAAGAUCACGUCUACCUGCAGUUGCACCACCUACCCCCCGAGCAGCUGGCCAUACGCCUGCCUGGCAUUUCGGAGACGGCCAUGAUCUUUGCAGGCGUGGAUGUCACCAAGGAGCCGAUCCCUGUCCUUCCCACUGUGCAUUAUAACAUGGGUGGUAUUCCCACCAACUACAAGGGGCAGGUCCUGAGGCACGUGAACGGCCAGGAUCAGAUCGUGCCCGGCCUAUAUGCCUGUGGGGAGGCCGCCUGCGCCUCGGUGCACGGUGCCAACCGUCUCGGGGCAAACUCGCUCUUGGACCUGGUCGUCUUUGGCCGUGCGUGUGCUCUGAGUAUUGCAGAGUCCUGCAGACCUGGAGAUAAAGUUCCCCCAAUUAAACCAAAUGCUGGGGAAGAGUCCGUCAUGAAUCUUGACAAAUUGAGAUUUGCUGAUGGAAGCAUAAGAACAUCAGAACUACGACUCAGCAUGCAGAAGUCGAUGCAAAAUCAUGCUGCAGUGUUCCGGGUGGGAAGUGUGUUACAGGAAGGGUGUGAGAAAGUCAGCCAGCUGUAUGGAGACCUAAAACAUCUGAAGACGUUUGACCGAGGAAUGGUCUGGAACACCGACCUGGUGGAGACCUUGGAGCUGCAGAACCUGAUGCUCUGUGCACUUCAGACCAUUUACGGAGCAGAGGCCCGGAAGGAGUCUCGUGGUGCUCAUGCCAGGGAAGAUUACAGGGAGCGGAUUGAUGAGUAUGAUUACUCCAAGCCCAUCCAGGGGCAGCAGAAGAAGCCAUUUGAGGAGCACUGGAGGAAGCACACCCUUUCCUAUGUGGAUGUCAAGACUGGGAAGGUUUCAUUGCAAUACAGACCAGUGAUCGACAAAACUUUAAAUGAGGCUGACUGUGCCACAGUCCCUCCAGCCAUUCGCUCCUACUGAUGAGACCAGAGUUGACCAGCUUUUGUAAUUAUGUAUAAUAGUUCAUGCGUGUGUUCAUAUCAUAAUUAUCUUUUUAAAAUCCUGUACUCAAGUGAAUAAGGAGUGCCAUUUGAAUAGAUCAUCUACCCGGUGGCCAGAAGCUUGCCAGUAAUCAACAGCCAGGAAGUGUGAAUGAAGCUUAUCUUUAUCCUUUGCUUCAUUCUUGUGAAAUAGUAAAACUGGGCAUGAUUCUUAAAUAAAACGUAAAUUACAAA